Molecule: messenger RNA, 944 nt
Organism: Aspergillus heteromorphus CBS 117.55
Lineage: Eukaryota; Fungi; Ascomycota; Eurotiomycetes; Eurotiales; Aspergillaceae
Product: fumarylacetoacetate hydrolase family protein
Exons: 3
Coding region: 47-745 (232 amino acids)
Cellular component (GO): mitochondrion
Molecular function (GO): acetylpyruvate hydrolase activity
Source: RefSeq, a predicted model, not a curated record
CCUCCCCUCCUCCCUCUCUCCCUCCAGACCCAAUUCCACAGAAACCAUGGCGGCUUCAAUCAGGGCCAACUGCAGAAAGGUCAUCUGCAUCGGCAGGAACUAUGCCGACCACAUCACCGAGCUCAACAACACCACGCCCAAGCAGCCCUUCUUCUUCUUGAAGCCCGCCUCGGCGAUCCUCUGCCCCGGCGAGGGCCCCGUGCUGCGUCCCCAGGGCACCAGCCUGCACUAUGAGGUCGAGCUGGCUCUGGUGAUGGGCAAGACGGUUCGGGAUCUGGACCCGAACGAUGAGAAGAGCGCAUUGGAUGCGAUUCACAGCUACAUCCUCGGAAUCGACAUGACGGCGCGCAACGUCCAAGAAGAAGCCAAGAAGAAGGGCCUGCCCUGGUCGAUCGCGAAGGGCUUCGACACCUUCCUGCCUGUGUCCCAGGCGAUCAGCAAGUCGCGUCUUCCCGACCCCCACAAUGCCUUCCUCCGCCUGAGCGUCGGCUCGCAGAUGCGCCAGGCCGACUCGACCGGCCUGAUGCUGUACCGCAUCCCCAGACUUCUGGCGGAGAUCUCGCGGGUCAUGACCCUGGAGAAGGGCGACCUGGUCCUGACCGGUACCCCCAAGGGUGUCGGCGAGGUCAAGUCCGGGGAUGUGAUGAAGGCUUCGAUCGAGGUGGACGGAAAGGAGAUCGAGGAGGGUCGCAUCGAGGUGGAGGUCAAGGACCGUGAGGGCCGGUACCGGUACAGCGAGACCUAAACGGGGGGAUACUGGAUAGAAAAAGCCCAUGUGUAGGUAUAUCAUCUGCACGCUGUAUAUACAUACCAUACCAUACCCGAAAUCGAUAUCAAUGGCAUGACGAUCCGGAUAUGAUAUGACGCAUACUGCGGAUGGUGCACUGGUCAAUGCGGACGCAUCAUCGCCGCCAUGAACUCAGAGUCCUCUUCAUCCGCCGGAA